Messenger RNA from Cynoglossus semilaevis (tongue sole), 2557 nucleotides. It is a transcript of the gene tpx2, whose product is annotated as TPX2 microtubule nucleation factor. Bases 181 to 2349 code for a protein of 722 amino acids. Lineage: Eukaryota; Metazoa; Chordata; Actinopteri; Pleuronectiformes; Cynoglossidae. Gene Ontology annotation, biological process: activation of protein kinase activity; regulation of mitotic spindle organization. The record is from RefSeq and is a predicted model, not a curated record. The transcript is spliced from 17 exons. Gene Ontology annotation, cellular component: microtubule; spindle.
GGACAAAGGAAGUUGACUUACGUAAGCCAAUCAGCGUUGAGCUGACAAACAUUUAUUUGCUAUUGGUCAAUUCAAAAGGGAGGAAAUUUCAAACCUAACGCUACCCGAGCUACGGUCGCAGUUUCUGCUCUCCUUUAGAGGAAACAGCAUCGGCGAGAACCCCAGAACUGUUUUGAGAAAAUGGCCGACAACGACUCGGAUGUCGCAGCUGAACGUUAUGAUUUUGAUGCUCCGUCCCACGUCGUCGACUUUAAGCAGCUGGAGACAAACGAGGGAGAUGAUCAGUGGUUUGAUCAACAGGCCACAGAGGCGGAUGACCAACUUGUCACACCUUCCAGAUCUGAAUGGCCCUUUAAGAGAAAUGACGUACUUGACUUGCCCAAAGCCAUCGUGAACCCACAAGUUAAGACGAAUGUGGACGCUGCUCCUGACCCUCCCAAGUCUCCACCCUUGAACAUUGUUACAACAUGGGGGGAUGGAGUGGUGACUCAGGCCAAUCCUCAAACAAGGAGGAGAACACCAACCAAUCAGUCUCCUGCCCGACAACGCAGGGUUUUAAAACGCAAAGAGGAACCUAACAGCUCAGCUCCACCUCAAACUGCAGCGCCUCCUUCCAAGAAACACAAAACGAGUCCUGUGGCUCGACCAGCUCAAAGGUCAACUGGUGGCAUCCGCAGGAGUGGAAGGCUGAAUCCCACAGCAGCUGCAGCUACCAACAAAAUUCAGACUGAUAUAGCCAGCUCUGAGGAGCAGGAGCUGGAGCGCAUCAGGAACCUCCAGAGGGAAGUGGCUCUGCAUCGCAAGAAGAACGAGGCCAGUUACAAAGCUGCUCUGGUUGGAAACCCACUCCCAAAGAAGAUGGUCCUGUCCACCACUGUGCCCAAAGAGUUCCACUUCUUCACAGACACACGACUUAAGACGAACCCUUCAACCAACACGGCACACAAAGAGGUGGACUUCAUGAGUCAACUUCGUAAACCUUCAUCACCAGCCAGGGCUCCUAAAGGUGCCACAAUACCAAAACCCUUCAAUUUGUCAAAGGGCAACAAAAGAAAAAUGGAUGGAGUCGGUGCCUACGUGUCCAUGGCUCAGUGUAUAGACCAGUUCCAGAAAAGAACUCCUGAUCGCUACCACUUGCGCAGUCGCCAGAGUCAAGAGAGAGGACCCUCUCCAGUGAAAGGUGACCACCCUAAACUCACCGAGCCUCACACCCCUCACCUGAUGACCCGCCAGAGGAGUCGUCCUCCGACUGUUAAGAGCAGUGCUGACCUUGAAGCUGAGGAGGUGGAGAAGCUUCAGAAGUUUAAGUUCAAGGCCCAGGAGCUGAACAAGAAGAUCCUGGAGGGUGUGGAGGAGCUGAAGAAGCCUGUAGUGAAGGAACCCACAGUACCUGAAGGAUUUGAGCUGCAGAUUGAGAAAAGGCUCCAGGACAGACAGACUUCUAAAAGGCAUCAUGAGGAAGAAGAGAAGCCCCACAACUUUAAAUCUCAGCCUCUGCCCAAGAAGAUCCUGGAGGGAGUUGUGGGACUACCAGAAAAGAAAGUUCUUCAUCCAACUGUUCCAGAGUCUCCAGCUUUUGCUCUGAAGAAGAGGGUCCGCGUGGAUCGUAAAGUUGAAGCAGUAAAACCACCGUCCCCAGUGAAGGCUCCUCCAGUGCCUCACUUUGGCCUCCCCUUCCAGCCCAAGCUUCCAGAGAGUCACCAGGUGGAGGUCUGUCCUUUCUCCUUUGAGGAAAGAGAGCGAGGGAGGAGAGCACUGAAAGAGAAGAAGCUGGAGGAGUUGAGAAAUGAGGAGAUUCCUCAGUUUAAGGCCCAACCACUGCCUAACUUUGACAAUGUUCAGCUUCCUGAGAAGAAGAAGCUGGGGCCCACAAAACCUGAGCCCUUCAGGCUGCUGCUGGAUGAACGCGGGGCUGUGAGAAACAGUCGCUGGGAACAGAUGCUGAAAGAAGAGCAGAAGCAUCAGGAGGAAGUGGCGACAUUCAAAGCCAGACCGAACACAGUCACUCACAAAGAGCCUUUCCAGCCCAAGAAGGGGGAGAGGUCUUCACUAGCAGUCUCUAACUCUUCCACAGCUGUGGAGGCCUUCGAGCUGUCAACGGAGCGACGUGCCCGGGAGCGGCAGGAGUAUGAGAAGCUGGCCAGUGAGAAGGAGGCCCUGAGGGCACUCAUGGAAGAAGAGAAAAAACGAGAGGAUGAGCGGCAGGAAAAAGAAGACAUCAGCAGGAUGAGGCAGGAACAGGUUCACAAGGCUCAGCCCAUCAGACACUACAAACCUGUAGCAGUGAAGAAGAGUGAACUUCCCCUCACAGUCCCACACUCUCCAAACUUCACUAGACGAUUCCGCUAGUCACAACAAAGCUGUGUUUAUUUUAUUUCCUCUUUUUUUUUUUUUUUUUUACUUGCCAGGAAGCUGACGUGAUAAGGAUUUGUAAAUAGAUGUUUAUAUGUGAUACUGCAGCUUCUUUUUGUCUUGGGUUUAGUGUUUGUAACCAUAUCUUUAAUCUUUUUACUUCUAACUUUUAUCUCUUAAAUAAAGAUUUUCUCAAAAAAAAAAA